Molecule: messenger RNA, 714 nt
Organism: Necator americanus (New World hookworm)
Lineage: Eukaryota; Metazoa; Nematoda; Chromadorea; Rhabditida; Ancylostomatidae
Exons: 6
Coding region: 1-714 (237 amino acids)
Cellular component (GO): small-subunit processome; nucleolus
Molecular function (GO): small ribosomal subunit rRNA binding
Source: RefSeq, a predicted model, not a curated record
AUGAAGGUGAAGAGGAUCAAGAGAGCCAAUCGCAUCCUCACAUUCUUCAAAUACAACUACAAAAUUGUACCACCUUUCAGGGUUCUAGUCGAUGGGACGUUCUGUAACGCUGCCCUCGCUAACAAGAUUAACUUACGUGAACAACUCCCUAAGUACCUCGGUGGAGAUGUGGAUAUUGUUACUACUAAGUGUGUGUUAGCUGAACUUGAGCGUUUGGGAUCUCCGGUCUAUGGAGCACUAGUUAUAUGCCGUCAGUUUGUAGUGGAUAUGUGCCCUCACACACCUCACCGCUCUCCAGCGGAAUGCCUGGCUCAUCUUGCUCGUCGUGCUACUAAAGGAAAUACGAAGUACAUUGCUGCCACCAAUGACGAUUCGCUCUCAGAGAAGCUGCGCACUAUUGCUGGCACUCCCAUUCUCUAUAUAAAAUAUAAUGCAAUUUUACUUGAUCGAGUUUCUGAGGCCUCUAAAACAGGAGCUGAAACUCCGAAAGUCGAGAUCAAUACCGUUAAAGCAAUGAAAGCAGCCGUAUUUGGUGAACAAGAAGGGAAGAAAAAGAAAAGGAAAAUAAAGGGGGUUAAUCCACUAUCAUGUAAAAAGAAGAAAGUGAACGUUAACGUAGCAGUUAGGAGCGGAGAGCGAACUGCCAGUGGUAAGAGGAAGCGGUCAAAGCGGAAGUCAGUCGUGACUUCUGAAGGUUCGAAGUGUGACGACUAA